Messenger RNA from Gaeumannomyces tritici R3-111a-1, 1443 nucleotides. RefSeq lists its product as hypothetical. Gene Ontology annotation, cellular component: extracellular region. The coding region runs from base 1 to 1383 and encodes 460 amino acids. Gene Ontology annotation, molecular function: chitinase activity; chitin binding. Gene Ontology annotation, biological process: chitin catabolic process; carbohydrate metabolic process. Lineage: Eukaryota; Fungi; Ascomycota; Sordariomycetes; Magnaporthales; Magnaporthaceae. The record is from RefSeq and is a predicted model, not a curated record. The transcript has 3 exons.
AUGCACCUGUACGCUGCCCUCGGGGCUGCUCUGUGGGUGACCACAGGGCUUUACGAAAUCGCAACCCUCGUGCGGGAGCAUCACCCAGAGGCACAGCUGGGCAAGGAGAAGCCUGCUCUUCUGCAGCUGCUGUCCAGCGUGCAGAUUCUGCCCAGCCUGGAGAAGCUGGUGACGAUGCAGAAGCUGCCCACCGUCGAGCCGAGAGCUGAUAUCAAGAAGAAGAACAUGGUGUACUUUGCCAAUUGGGAUAUCUAUGGCCGCAACUAUCGUGCGAAGGAUAUCCCGGCCGAGAAGGUGACGCACAUUCUCUACUCUUUCGCCAACCUGCAGCCCGACGGAACUGUCAUCCCGGGUGGAGGCGAUGCCGACACGGUCGCCCACGACCCCGCGGACGCGAGCUACCUGGGCCCGGGCAACAAUGCCGACGGCUGCGUCAAGGAGCUGUUCGCGCUCAAGAAGGCCCACCGCCACGUCAAGGUUCUCCUCAGCAUCGGCGGCUGGAGCUGGUCGCACAACUUCGCCAGCGCCGCCGGCUCGGCCGAGAACCGCGGCCGCUUCGCCAAGACGGCCGUCGAGCUGCUCGCCGACUGGGGCCUCGACGGAAUCGAUAUUGACUGGGAGUAUCCCAAAAAUGAGGCCGAAUCCGAGAACAUGCUGCAGCUGCUGAUCCAGCUCCGCGAGGCCCUGGACCUCCACGCCGCGGACCACGCGCCGGGCUACCGCUUCCUACUCACCAUGGCCGUCGGCGCCGGCCCGGAGCACUACAACAUCAUGUCCAGGCACCUCGGCCGCAUGGGCCUCCAGGUCGAUGCCAUGAACCUGAUGGCCUACGACUUUACCGGCAGCUGGGACGCCAAGAGCGGCCACCAGGCCAACCUGCGCGCCAGCAAGGCCAACCCGGACUCGACGCCCUUCUCGGCCGAGCGCGCCGUGGCCGACUACCUCGCGCUCGGCGUCGCCCCCGACCGCAUGGUUCUGGGCAUGCCGCUGUACGGUCGCAGCUUCGAGAACACGGACGGCCCUGGCCGGCCCUUUGCCGGCACCGGCCCGGGCUCGUACGAGCAGGGCAUCUGGGACUACAAGGCGCUGCCGCUCCCGGGCGCCGUCGAGACGGUCGACGCCGAGACGGGCGCCGCCUACAGCUACAACGCGGCCGCGAGGGAGAUGGUGAGCUACGACACGGUCGAGACUGUCGCCCAAAAGGUCGCUUACAUCAAGGACCUCGCCCUCGGCGGCGCCAUGUUCUGGGAGGUCUCGGGCGACCGCGCCGGCGAGCUCAGCCUCGUCGCCGCCAGCGCCGAGAGGCUCGAUGGCCUGGACCGGACCGAGAACCUGCUCAAGUACCCGACCAGCAAGUACGACAACAUCCGCGAGGGAAAUUAAGCAGCUUGCCCCUCCACGCAUGGCUCGCCGAUUCUCACAGCGAUUGGAGUCUUUGGCUCU